CGCAGAACAAAAAGAUGACUGCGGUUGUUUCUGGGUGGUGCAGGCGGGUGUUCUGGUGGGAAGGGGUGUUGCUGGCGGUGUCUGGGUUGAUGCUGCUGGUGUGGCCGGAUCACGUAAUGCGCAUGCAAGGGAUCCGAGCUGAGGAUGCAGAGAACCCAGUGGCAGCGAGCAACCUGGCGCAGUUUGGCGCCAUGUGCCUGUUGAUGGCCUACGUUGGCUUGUUCGUCCCAGUGCAACCCCGCAUCGUGCAGGCCUGUCUCCUUGGCGACCUCCUCUGGAUGUACGCCUUCUUCCAACUCGGCGACGCCAUCGACUGGUCACUGCUGGGGACCCUGUUCUCCUUCUGGAUUGUCGUGUUUCUCGCCGCUGUUCGCGUCAUCUUCCUUCUCCUCACCACCACCAGCGCACACCACAAGAAGAAGAAGAAGAAGGCGCGGCAGUGACACAUCUCUGUUACAACAUCAUAAACAGUAGUCCCA
This is a messenger RNA of Salpingoeca rosetta, 479 nucleotides long. RefSeq lists its product as uncharacterized. The transcript is spliced from 2 exons. Lineage: Eukaryota; Choanoflagellata; Craspedida; Salpingoecidae. The record is from RefSeq and is a predicted model, not a curated record. The coding region runs from base 15 to 443 and encodes 142 amino acids.